Dama dama (fallow deer) is the source of this 477-nucleotide messenger RNA. Its product is annotated as complement factor H-related protein 2-like. The transcript has 3 exons. Lineage: Eukaryota; Metazoa; Chordata; Mammalia; Artiodactyla; Cervidae. Bases 13 to 477 code for a protein of 154 amino acids. The record is from RefSeq and is a predicted model, not a curated record.
UGGAAUAUUUGCAUGAACAUGCCUUUGAGAAUGUCUAACAAGCUGUUACUACUCAAUGUCAUCCUCACCCUGUGGGUUUGCUGUGCUCAUGGGCAAGACUCUCAAGGAAGAUGUGGGCCUCCUCCGCCAGUAGACAACGGAGACACUACCUCAUUCCCAUUACCACAGUAUCCUCCGGGAUCGGCUGUUGAGUACCAGUGCCAGGCCUACUAUGUACUUCAGGGAGACAGAUACAUAGUGUGUCGGAAUGGAGAGUGGUCAGAACCACCAAAGUGCUUAGAUCCAUGUGUAAUUUCAGAAGAAAUGAUGAAACAACACAACAUACAGUUAAAAUGGAGAGAUGAUAAAAAAAUUUAUACUAGAACAGAUGACACUAUUGAAUUUACGUGUAAACGUGGAUAUCGCCCAAAGACACCAAAUCAUACAUUUCGAACAACCUGUCAGAAAGGAAAAUUGGUGUAUCCUCAUUGUGAAUGA